CCUAACAGGGAACGCAUAUGGGCGCGGAGUGUUUCUCGGUGCACGUGUCUGAGUGCAGGGAUUGUGAGCAUCGCCUGUCCUCACCCUCCCUCUACCUUCCCAGUCCUCGAGUGUAUUUUAGGGGAUGCGUGUGUAUGCAACAGCCUCCCACCUCGAGUCCUGCUGUAUUUGGGUCUGUCAGUAUGGUGUGUCUGUGUUUCGGCGUGUCCUCGGCGUGUGAUGUGUGAUGCGCGUAUAUUAUUGGUGCGCAGAUACGUGCGUGUGUUGUGUGCGUAUGUGUGGUGUGUGCGUUAUUAGGGCUCCCUAAUCUGUCAAUAGGGUGGUUUUCCAAUUGGUUGUUGAAUGAGGAAAAUCUUGAUAAUAGGGGAAAUCAUAAGACACAGAUUUCCCAAAUCAGAGCCAAUCAGAUCCCUUAUUUGUGCUGCUCAGGCUUCCUGAUUUAAAGGGUUCUUUUCCCUUGGGCUCUUAUUCCGCCCUAGAGACUGCACCUCUCUCCCCCGCCACCCAGGAACACUUGGUGGCUGAGCCUAUUUUCUCCAAGACAGAGCUGAGCAGGAAAUUCUGCCUUCCCAAAAGCCAACGUAGACACUGUCCAGGUAGCCCAGCUCUAUCAUAGCAGGAACAGGAAAUGGACCAUCUCCCCUGUCACUGACCUCUGAUGGCAUUCAGAAAAACAUGCACACCAUAAUUAAAGUAGCCAGACAGACACAGCACUACCACACCACCACUGGAGCCCCUGUCCUGACAGUGAUUCGUCAGAGACUGGCAUGCUGUCCCGCUUGGGUGAUCUGCUCUUCUACACUAUUGCUGAGGGACAGGAACGAAUCCCUCUCCACAAGUUCACUACUGCACUGAGGGCCACUGGACUGCAGACAUCAGAUCCCCGGCUCCGGGACUGCAUGAGCCAGAUGCGCCGCAUGGUGCGAGAGUCCAGCAGUGGUGGCCUCUUGGACCGAGAUCUCUUCCGAAAGUGUGUGAGCAGCAACAUUGUGCUCCUGACCCAGGCAUUCCGAAAGAAGUUUGUCAUUCCUGAUUUUGAGGAGUUCACGGACCAUGUGGAUCGCAUCUUUGAAGAUGCCAAAGAGCUCUCUGGAGGCAAAGUGGCAGCCUACAUCCCUCAGCUGGCCAAGUCAAAUCCAGACCUGUGGGGCGUCUCCCUGUGCACUGUGGAUGGUCAGCGGCACUCCGUGGGCCACACCAAGAUCCCCUUCUGCCUGCAGUCCUGUGUGAAGCCCCUCACCUAUGCCAUCUCUGUAAGCACCCUGGGCACUGACUACGUGCACAAGUACGUGGGCAAGGAGCCCAGCGGUCUGCGCUACAACAAGCUCUCCCUCAAUGAGGAAGGAAUCCCCCAUAACCCCAUGGUCAAUGCUGGUGCCAUUGUUGUGAGCAGCCUGAUCAAGAUGGACUGUAACAAAGCAGAGAAGUUUGAUUUUGUGUUGCAGUAUCUGAACAAAAUGGCUGGGAAUGAAUACAUGGGUUUCAGCAAUGCCACAUUCCAGUCAGAGAAGGAAACAGGGGAUCGGAAUUAUGCCAUCGGCUAUUAUCUAAAGGAAAAGAAGUGCUUUCCUAAGGGGGUGGACAUGAUGGCUGCCCUUGAUCUUUACUUCCAGCUGUGCUCCGUGGAGGUGACCUGUGAAUCAGGCAGUGUCAUAGCAGCCACCCUGGCCAAUGGUGGGAUCUGCCCCAUCACAGGCGAGAGCGUGCUGAGCGCUGAAGCAGUACGCAACACCCUCAGCCUCAUGCAUUCCUGCGGCAUGUACGACUUCUCAGGCCAGUUUGCCUUCCAUGUGGGCCUGCCAGCCAAGUCAGCUGUGUCAGGAGCCAUCCUCCUGGUGGUACCUAAUGUCAUGGGAAUGAUGUGUCUGUCACCUCCACUGGACAAGCUCGGGAACAGCUAUAGGGGCAUCAGCUUCUGCCAGAAGCUGGUGUCUCUCUUCAAUUUCCACAACUAUGACAACCUGAGACACUGUGCUCGGAAGUUAGACCCACGGCGUGAAGGGGGAGAAGUUAGGAACAAGACUGUGGUGAACCUGUUAUUUGCUGCUUAUAGUGGAGAUGUCUCAGCUCUUCGAAGGUUUGCCUUGUCAGCCAUGGACAUGGAACAGAAAGACUAUGACUCCCGCACCGCCCUGCAUGUUGCUGCAGCUGAAGGACACACCGAGGUUGUUAAAUUCCUGCUUGAGGCUUGCAAAGUGAAUCCUUUUGUCAAGGACAGGUGGGGCAACAUUCCCCUGGAUGAUGCUGUGCAAUUCAAUCAUCUGGAGGUAGUGAAACUGCUUCAAGAUUACCAGGUCUCCUAUACACCAUUUGACACUCAGGCUGAAGCAGCACUUGAGGCUCUGUCCAAAGAGAACUUAGAGAGCAUGGUGUGAGCAUGGAGCACGCACGGUCCCUGCUCAAGACAAAGCAAGAGCUGGCCGCACAUUUAACCCAUAACCACCAAACAUGCUACAGAGAAGCUGCACUGCUUCAGUGGGGACCAAGACUUAGGCCAUUGCUUUCUGUGAGAGUCAAAAUACCCCAAUCCCUUGGCAAAGAGUAUAGAGAAGUGCCUCAGUGGACACCUGCAGUAAAGCUAUCCAUGGAGAUCGUGGGCUUCUUCAAGGUAUAGCCUAAUUGCCUGGCCCAUUCAAAACCUUCCCAGGUCUUCACCCAGGUCCCCUCUUCCUCUCCCUGAACCAUCAUGAGAGAGAGAUACUUUGAUAAAGGGGCUCUAGCCACCAUGCACAUUAUAGAGCCACAGAGGAAGGAGGGCGAGCUAUGCACCUGGCUUUAGUUGUCUGGAGAGAUCUGCCCCCCUUGGCCAGGAAACAGAAAUUUUUUAGACAGAGAAAGUAUUUUGUGCUCAAAUAAACUUUAAUUACACAAAUGA
Molecule: messenger RNA, 2875 nt
Organism: Rhinolophus ferrumequinum (greater horseshoe bat)
Lineage: Eukaryota; Metazoa; Chordata; Mammalia; Chiroptera; Rhinolophidae
Gene: GLS2
Product: glutaminase 2
Exons: 18
Coding region: 768-2375 (535 amino acids)
Biological process (GO): L-glutamine catabolic process
Molecular function (GO): protein binding; glutaminase activity
Source: RefSeq, a predicted model, not a curated record